Malaya genurostris is the source of this 1749-nucleotide messenger RNA. RefSeq names its product gastrula zinc finger protein XlCGF8.2DB-like. The record is from RefSeq and is a predicted model, not a curated record. Bases 255 to 1610 code for a protein of 451 amino acids. NCBI's taxonomy places the organism in Eukaryota, Metazoa, Arthropoda, Insecta, Diptera, Culicidae. The transcript has 2 exons.
UAGACAGGAGAAAAGGUUCAUGCGAGACGUUUUUUUUGCUCACCAAAAUGAGCUUUGAUGACAUUUCCGUGAACUUAUGUUGACGAGACUCGGAUACCGAUAUGGUACAGAUAGAAUUUUGCGCCGAAUACAGAUUUUUGGGAAAAUGACCUGGCAACGCUGUUAUGAACAACAAAAUAAACAUCAAGUCGAUUUUGAGCGAAAAGCGAACGUUUCCUGUAAAUUGACUAAAAUCAAGCAUCAUACGAAGGAAAAUGGAAUUUUGCCUUGAACGAGAUGGGAUACUAAAAACGGAAGAACCAGAAAACAGUCCUGAAGCCUUUUUCCCAUCGUCCGCUCCAACAAUCGAUUCCCCAAUAAAACUAGAAUAUGAGAUUGGUGAUGAGGAAUUCACGCAGAUAGGUGAUCAUCAUAAAGACGUCUCAGUACCUAAAGGGGAACAGAUUUAUAGUUGCGAAAUUUGUAAGAAACAAUUUUCAUUUAAGAAAGCCUUGGAGGAGCGUGUGAUCGUUCAUACUGGAAACAAAACAAUUAAGUGUAAUGUGUGUGGCAAAGGAUUCCGAAAAUAUCAGCUAUUGAAGGACCACACAAAUAUUCACACCGGAGAGCGUCCGUACAAUUGCACUGCAUGCGAAAAAAGCUUCUCGUCUAAAGUGAAGCUUGCUCGACACAUUCAAAGAAGUCAGCGUUCGUUCAAAUGCAUUGUAUGCGGAAAAGAAUUUCAUAUUAAACGUUACCUAACUGAACACAUGUCUAUUCACCAUAGUUUGUACAAAUAUAAAUGCGAAGUGUGUGGCAAAGCCUUUAAUAAUAGUGAUAACUUAGCGAGACACCGACGCACUCAUACAAACAAGAAGUUUAAAUGCACCAUAUGCGAUAAAGAUUUUACCACUAAGCAUAAUCUAAUCACACACAUCAAUAUUCACGUGGAUGGUUUCGAACAUAAGUGCGAUGUGUGCGGCAAAGGAUUCAAAACUAGUUCAUUGUUGAAGGACCACGAAUACAGUCAUACAGGUGAACGACCUUACAAAUGCACUGUAUGUGGAAAAGACUUUCAUCAGAAAAGAAAACUUUCUAUACACAUGCAACUUCACACAAGCGAGCGACCGUACAAAUGCACCGUAUGUGGGAAAGGUUUCACCAUUAUGGCUUACCUAUCCAGACACUUGCUUAGUCAUACUGGUGAUUACGAGCAUAUGUGUGACGUGUGUGGCAAAGGAUUCUUCUGCAAAUCACUUUUGAAAGACCACGAAAAUAUUCACACAGGUGAACGGCCUUAUAAAUGCACUGUAUGCGGAAAAGACUUUCAUCGAAAAGUAAAACUUUCUGUACACAUGCAAAUUCACACAAGCGAGCGAGCAUACAAAUGCCCCGUUUGUGGAAAAGACUUCGCCGUUAUGGUUUACCUAACAAAACACAUGCGUAUUCACACGAAUGAUAAUAGGCAUGAAUGUGAUGUGUGUGGCAAAGGAUUUGUGAGUAGACCACACUUGAGAGAUCAUAGACGCAUUCAUACAGGAGAGCGACCGUUCAAAUGCAGUGUAUGCGAAAAAGAAUUUUCUGUUAAGCGUUACCUAACUACACACAUGUCUCUUCACCAAAGUGUGUAGAAAUAUAAGUGCGAAAUGUGUGUGGCAAAGUGUUUCAUAAUAGUAAUAACUUCGCGAGGCACAUAUGCAUUCAUACGAACGAAAAGUUUAAAUGCAUUAGAAACGAUGUCUGUACUUACCAACAUAAUUGUUAAAUAAA